UAUGACUCGGAACAUUUGUAGAGGCACGCGUGGAUAGAGAUAUAGAUUGGAUAUUCUUGGCUCUGACUUGCAUUGACUAAAACACCACCGGACCAAACGAAAUGGGCAACAACUGUAGCAGCGGCUCAACAACCCCGUCCGACCGCCCGGCCGAAAACGGCAUCAGAAUCAUCCCUCCGGAGCCCAGACCCUCCGAAACCGCGUCCUCUCAAAAUCGAGGUCAGACUCGCCUGGGCCGCGUCUUGGGCCGGCCAAUCGAGGACGUCCGGUCCACCUACACCUUCGGACGCGAGCUCGGCCGCGGCCAGUUCGGUGUCACCUACCUCGUCAUCCACAAGCGGACUGGCGAAAAGUUCGCCUGCAAGUCCAUCGCCACGCGCAAGCUCAUUAACCGUGAUGACAUGGACGACGUCCGCCGUGAGGUGCAGAUCAUGCACCACCUCACCGGCCACCGCAACAUCGUCGAGCUCAAGGGCGCAUAUGAGGACCGCCACUCCGUUAACCUCGUCAUGGAACUCUGCGCCGGCGGCGAGCUCUUCGAUCGGAUCAUUGCCAAGGGCCAUUACUCCGAGCGCGCCGCCGCCGGACUCUUCCGCCAGAUGGUCACGGUCGUGCAAAACUGCCAUUCCAUGGGGGUGAUGCACAGGGACUUGAAGCCGGAGAACUUCUUGUUCUUGAACAAAGAUGAGGAUUCGCCGCUCAAGGCCACUGAUUUCGGGCUCUCUGUGUUUUACAAGCCAGGAGAUGUAUUUAAAGAUCUUGUUGGAAGUGCGUAUUAUGUAGCUCCUGAGGUGUUGCGUCGAAAUUAUGGAACUGAAGCUGAUAUUUGGAGUAUUGGGGUGAUUCUAUAUAUUCUACUUAGUGGGGUCCCGCCUUUCUGGGGAGAGAAUGAACAGUCUAUAUUUGAUGCUAUUCUUCGAGGACAUAUUGAUUUCUCAUCUGAUCCAUGGCCGUCCAUAUCCAGUAGUGCGAAAGAUCUUGUAAAGAAGAUGCUACAAGAAAAUCCUAAAGAACGGCUGUCAUCUCUUCAAGUCCUACAUCAUCCAUGGAUGAGAGAAGACGGGGAUGUAUCUGAUAAGCCUCUUGAUAUUGCUGUUUUAACUAGAAUGAAACAAUUCAGAGCAAUGAACAAGCUCAAAAAAGUAGCUCUAAAGGUAAUUGCAGAAAAUCUUUCCGAAGAAGAAAUCAUUGGCUUGAAGGAAAUGUUCAAAUCUAUGGACACAGAUAACAGUGGAACAAUCACUUUGGAGGAGUUGAAGGCUGGCCUUCCUAAACUGGGCACCAAGCUUUCUGAGUCUGAAGUGAGGCAGUUAAUGGAAGCGGCCGAUGUUGAUGGAAAUGGGACUAUUGAUUACAUUGAGUUUAUAACAGCUACCAUGCACAUGAACAGGAUGGACAGAGAAGACCACUUAUACAAAGCUUUUGAAUAUUUUGACAAGGACAAGAGCGGUUACAUCACAAUGGAGGAGCUGGAGAAUGCCCUUAAGCAGUAUAAUAUGGGAGAUGAAAAAACGAUUAAGGAGAUCAUUGCAGAAGUUGACACAGAUAAUGAUGGAAGAAUCAAUUAUGAUGAGUUUGUAACCAUGAUGAGGAAAGGUAAUCCAGACUUGGUCACAAACAGACGGCGCAAAUGAGCUUGAUGUAAAUUGGCAUAUUUCGGUUGCCUCAACCACUAUUGGCAUAUGCGAGUGUCGAUUCUAGAUCAUGUAUUGAAUCUCAAUAUAUCUACCUCGGUCGAGCAGUCCUUGCUGUCUGAAAUUGUUUGUGGAUUGUCCAUAAGGACUAGAAGAAAUGAAAUCGCUUGCCAUCAGUUUGGGAUGA
Carya illinoinensis is the source of this 1821-nucleotide messenger RNA. Its product is annotated as calcium-dependent protein kinase 1-like. NCBI's taxonomy places the organism in Eukaryota, Viridiplantae, Streptophyta, Magnoliopsida, Fagales, Juglandaceae. Gene Ontology annotation, biological process: protein autophosphorylation; peptidyl-serine phosphorylation; intracellular signal transduction. Bases 102 to 1634 code for a protein of 510 amino acids. Gene Ontology annotation, cellular component: cytoplasm; nucleus. The transcript is spliced from 8 exons. Gene Ontology annotation, molecular function: calmodulin binding; calcium ion binding; ATP binding. The record is from RefSeq and is a predicted model, not a curated record.